Vicia villosa (hairy vetch) is the source of this 1113-nucleotide messenger RNA. RefSeq lists its product as uncharacterized. Bases 112 to 549 code for a protein of 145 amino acids. The record is from RefSeq and is a predicted model, not a curated record. The transcript has a single exon. Lineage: Eukaryota; Viridiplantae; Streptophyta; Magnoliopsida; Fabales; Fabaceae.
CCUUUCCCUUCAAUCUCACAUAACUUUCAUUUUCCUCUUUCCCCUCUCUCAUACAUAUUAAACUCCUUCCAUUUUUUCAUUAUCUCUAUAGUUGCUUUUGUUUCAACAAAAAUGGGAAAUUGUCUUGCUCUUUCCAAACCCAUUUCACAAUCAUAUUAUACAUCAUCCACCAUGGGAAAACUCGUUAAAGUAGCCAAAGAAGAUGGUAAAAUACUAGAAUUUAGUUCUCCAGUUUACGUCAAAGACAUCUUGACAAAUUUUCCUGGUAAUUAUGGUAUCGGUGUUUCAAAGAUCGCAACAGAAACUCUAUCACAAGAUCAUGAAUUGAAGGGUGGAAAAUUAUACUACUUGCUUCCUCGUAACAAAGAGGAAGAACCAGAAGCUGGCAUGAAGAGGGUCAAAGUUUUAAUAACGAAGCAACAGCUUCAACAGUUAGUGACGAAACAAAUAUCGUUACAAGAUUUAUUAUCAGUCGUUAAAGAAGAUGGUGUUCGUUUCAGAAGUGAUCGGAAACCAAUAUUGGACUCUAUACCGGAAGAAAAUGAGUAACAAAUAUAUUUAUGUGUCUUUUUUUUUUUUUUUUUUGAUUUUCUAGCUGUUUUGAUCUUUUGGUUUCUCUUCUUCCAUGUUCUGUUAUGGUUCUUUCUUUCUUUCUGUGGAAGACAUGGUAGAUGUUGUUAAGUUUUUUUUUUUCUUUUCUUAAGGACUCUUAGAAGGAAAUUAAUGAAUAAAUAAUGUAAAGGCUGACAUAUAACUUAAUAUGAAAUUGUUUAUUGUGAUUUUUGGUAUUACAAAUAAAUGUUUAGAAUUUCUAACUAGACCGGAUGGAUCUUUCACGCACAUGCGAAUUGACAAAAUUGCCCUCCUUAGAUGAAUUUUUGGAAGUAACUUUUUUUUUUGUUUAACGUUGUUUUGUUCCGUAGAUGCACAUACGGAUGCCUCCGUAGAUGCAUCUACGAAAGAAUUUGAUGCUAUAAUUCGCACCACACAAUUCUCAUCCCCAUUCUUCACUUUUCUCUUCUUCAACUUUCAUACUCUCCUCAACCUCAAAAAUCAAACUUCCCCAAAGCUUGUUUUCUUUCUCUCGAGUUCGGUCGAUAACGUCCACAUCAA